AAAGAUAUUUCAAUUUUUUUUUUAAUUUGAACUUAUUUUUUCUGGUCAAUCUUAGUUUUUUUGUGUUAAAGGAAAAGUGCUUAUUAGAGGAAAAAAAGCUGAGACUAUGAUUUGUAUUUUUUUAUAUAUAUAUUUUAUAUUAAAAAAGUUGCGAACCACGGCUGACACUAACGAAAAAUCCCACCGUGUAAAUUGUCAUUGAACGGUUCCAAAGUCAUUAGUUCAAAUUUCAGAACUUCUCUUCAAAAGCACGAGGCAACAUUUCUGCUAACUUGUCCGGCUAAACUGUUGCUAGCAAUAGCAUAACCAAAACGUCGCGUGCCAGUCCGUUUGUGACAAUAAAACCAACAUGAGCGAUUCGUCUUCGGCGUCCGAGCUUCCGGGGAGCAACGACGACGUGUUGGAACUGAACAAGAACUUGGAGCGAAUGGUUGAAGACACGGAGAACAUGUCGGCGCAGCUGACCUGGAUGGCUUACGACAUGGUGGCUCUGCGGACCAACCCGGAGGAGGGAGCUUCCAUGCGGCAGCUGGAGGAGGCAUAUCAGAGAUGCAGAGCUGCAGUUUUUGGGGAUUCGGCCCCGGAGCCCGAGGGGGAGACAGACUCUGCCUCCGCGAAACCUACAGAAAUGUGAUGUGAUGUUCAGGAAUUGCUCGGACUUUGCUGCAUCGUUACAGUCUUGUGUUUUGUUCAAGUUUUAGAAUAAACUAAUUGCAAAUAAAAAGUGUUUCUGGGA
Oryzias latipes (Japanese medaka) is the source of this 736-nucleotide messenger RNA. It is a transcript of the gene syce3, whose product is annotated as synaptonemal complex central element protein 3. The record is from RefSeq and is a predicted model, not a curated record. NCBI's taxonomy places the organism in Eukaryota, Metazoa, Chordata, Actinopteri, Beloniformes, Adrianichthyidae. Gene Ontology annotation, biological process: spermatogenesis; synaptonemal complex assembly; reciprocal meiotic recombination.